UACACACACACAGUGCCGAAUCUUCUCAUAAGCGAAAACCCCUAUCUCCCUCACCCCGCCUCUCUAAAUUCUCGAUCUCUCUCAAUUAUAUUUUACCCUUUGUUUCUAGUCUCAGUUCAUCCCCUCAAUCACAUACCACAAACGCAUAUGCUGUUUCUCUAUACAUGUAUCAAUUUAUAUCACUUUUUUUUUUUUGUUGAUUCAGACUUCUUUUGUUUCGUGAUCUAUGAAUUACGUUAAUAUACACUUUCUUCUGGUUAAUUGAAUAGUUAUUCCUUUGUUUGUGAAUCGGACGGCGAUUGGAGGGAGUUUUUUUUCUUGGAGAUGAGGAUUCAAUACAAGGGGAACUGAAAUUAGGGAUAAGAAUGCCUGGGAUAGCGCAGAAAAUUAAUAAUACUAGUUGCGAUUCUAAUGACACUAAUACUAAUUAUAAGAACCCAUUAUCCCAGAACGGGUAUAAUUCCUUUAAUGGAUCCUCGAUUUCUAGCAAUGGGUUCUGGUCCAAGCAUCGGGAUGAUGUGAGCUACAAUCAGCUCCAGAAGUUUUGGUGUGAGCUGACACCCCAAGCUCGGCAGAAACUUCUGAGGAUUGACAAGCAGACACUUUUUGAGCAUGCGCGUAAGAAUAUGUACUGCUCUAGGUGCAAUGGUUUGUUGCUUGAAGGUUUUCUGCAGAUUGUCAUGUAUGGGAAGUCUCUGCAGCAGGAUGCAGCAGGUGGCCACUACAAUGGAGGUUCAAUGAAGAAUCAGAAUGAUGAUGAUUUGUGUAUGACCAAUGGGUGCCAAGAUGAUGUUCUAGAUCCAUCUGUCCAUCCGUGGGGUGGAUUAAGCACUGCAAGGGAUGGGACACUCACGCUCAUGGACUGUUAUCUUUAUUCAAAGUCUUUAAAGGGGCUUCAAAAUGUAUUUGACAGUGCACGAGCAAGGGAAAGGGAACGCAAAUUGCUUUAUCCUGAUGCAUGUGGCGGAGGUGGUCGAGGAUGGAUAAGCCAAGGACUGGUGGGAUAUGGUAGAGGGCAUGGCACAAGAGAAACCUGUGCUCUUCAUACUGCCAGAUUGUCUGUGGAGACAUUGGUGGACUUCUGGUCUGCACUUGGGGAGGAGACUCGACAGUCUCUUCUAAGGAUGAAAGAAGAGGAUUUUAUUGAACGGCUCAUGUAUAGGUUUGACAGCAAAAGGUUUUGUAGAGAUUGCAGAAGAAAUGUGAUACGUGAGUUUAAGGAGCUGAAGGAACUAAAGCGCAUGCGAAGAGAACCUCGUUGCACGAGUUGGUUCUGUGUAGCAGACACAGCCUUCCAAUAUGAGGUGUCUUGCGAUACAGUUCAGGCUGAUUGGCAUCAAACAUUUUUAGAUGCUCUUGGAACAUAUCAUCACUUUGAAUGGGCUAUUGGAACUGGAGAGGGAAAAUCUGAUAUCUUGGAGUUUGAAAAUGUUGGCCUGAGUGGAAAGGUUCAAGUAAAUGGCCUAGAACUAAGUGGCCUGAAUGCCUGCUACAUAACUUUACGGGCUUGGAAAAUGGAUGGACGCUGUAAUGAACUGUGUGUGAAAGCCCAUGCCUUGCAAGGACAACAAUGCGUUCAUUGCAGGCUUGUGGUUGGUGAUGGAUAUGUAACAAUUACAAGAGGGGAAAGCAUCAGGAGGUUCUUUGAGCAUGCAGAGGAGGCUGAGGAAGAAGAGGAUGAUGAAUCCAUGGACAAGGAUGGAAAUGAUCUUGAUGGUGAAUGCUCCCGUCCGCAAAAGCAUGCAAAGAGUCCUGAACUUGCUCGUGAAUUUCUCCUAGAUGCUGCAACUGUCAUUUUCAAGGAACAGGUUGAAAAAGCUUUUAGAGAAGGAACUGCCCGGCAAAAUGCCCACAGCAUUUUUGUUUGUCUUGCUUUGAAGGGAAGUUGGCAACACCAGGGAUUGGAGCCCCUCUUUCUCAUAUGAUCGCUUUAAGUAUUCCCGCCGCAAGCUGAAGUUUCAAAAAGAUCCUCAACUGGAAUCAGCUUUAAAAUGGUCUGACAGGAAGAAAGGUGCAGCAUUGUCAGAGAAUGAGGCCAUUGUUAACAAAUAUGAAUCAAGGUUUCAUGCUGAUAAUUUUGAGUCCAUGAGGAGCAUCAAUGGCUUUAAUAAGCAAUUGAGGAGCAAUGCUGCAAAGUUUAACACCAGAAAUGGCUGCACAAAGUUGAGUGAAACACUCCCAUGUGACAAUAGUAGAAUAGGUGAGAGAUCAGAUCCCCAUGUUUGCAGCUGUAACCAUCAUAAUGAGUAUAGAUCAAGACUGGACUCGCAUACCACCAAAGCACUUCGAGAGACUAAAUAUGUGAAUAAGUUGGACUCUCUUGCAGAUACCUCAAAAUCGUAUUUUCGUGGCAGGUACAGUCAAGUUGAGGGCACACGUGAGAUUAAUGGCCGACCUAAAAGCAAGAUCACUGCUGGCAACCCGACUACGAUGAAGAAAGUUUGGGAACCAUUGGAUUCGCAAAAGAAAUAUGCUCAAAGCAACUCAGAUGAUGUUAUCUUGAGAUCGGAACGCAAAGUUGAAAAUUCUGAAACCGAUCAACUCCCAGAAUCAUCUGCUACCGCUAACUCAAAUGAAGCUGUAGAUACUUCAGUUGAAACUAAUAAUGAGGCUAAUGAUGUGAGGGGCCCUGAGAAUUGCGGAGACAGAGAGAAUCAGUUCCAUGCAAUGACGAAAUCAGAAAAAUACUCAAAGGAGGCAGUAGCAGAGGAUGGGGAGGGGUGUUCUUUGGCAAGAUCUCCACACAGGAGAGUAGAUUCAUCAAUGAGCAGCUCUUCCAACUCUGAUAACUGCUCCUCCUGCCUCAGUGAGGGUGACAGCAAUACAUCCUCCUCAAACCCCCAAAACCUGGAGUCAACUUCCACAUCAGAUUCAGAAGAGUCUAGCCCAAACUCUGAGGCGCGAGAAACUUCACAUUGCCUUGAAAGUAGGUCCACUGAAUGUUGUAGUGUUUUGGAGGACCAGAGCAUAACGAGAGGGCAUGACACUAAGGGCCAGACACCUGCCUCUGGAAUAACCAAUACUUUAGGCAGUUUGCCCACUGAAGUAGCUACAUAUUGUGAGAGCGGGAGAGCAAAUAUCAGUAGAAGUGUUCAGUCUCAAAGUGUGCCUCCGAUGCACAGUCAAAACAUACCCUACCCUGUCUUUCAUGCUCCCUCAAUGGGCUAUUACCAUCAGAGUCCGCUUUCCUGGCAAACUGGUCCUAAUGGAUUGAUGUCCUAUCCCCACUCCAACCAUUACUUAUUCGCUAAUGCUUUUGGAUAUGAUUUGAAUGGUAAUGGUGGGUUCAUGCAGUAUGGAGCCUUACAACAUCUGGCACCACCAUUGCUUAACCCUGCUCACAUGCCUGUUUACCCCCUGGUGGCUCAAGCUAAUGGAGUUAGCACAAAGGAGCAUUGCAAGGGUACCAAUCUGUGUGCCCCAAGAGAAGUACAUCAUAGCAUAAACAAGGUGGACUCAGCUGAAACACAUUCUGCAGAGACACCAACAGUUGUGGAUGCUGGGCAAAAUGGGAAAUCUGAUAAAAUAGAUAAGGGGAAUAAUGGUUUCUCUCUUUUCCAUUUUGGUGGCCCUGUAGCUCUUUCAACAGGAUUUAGUGCUGACCCUGUCUCCUUGAAAGAAGGAACUAUGGGUAACACUGCUCUCGACCUAUCAGAUAACAGUGCUGAUGGUAAUCAUCCCUGCAAUAAGAAAGAUUCUAUAGAAGAAUACAACUUGUUUGCUGCUAGUAAUGGCAUAAAGUUUUCCAUCUUCUGAGAUAGUUAUAUAGUGAGGCUAUUUGGGCUUUUAUUCCAGUUUUCAUUACUCUAUUAUAAAAGCUUAGAGCAACUUAAAACCUCUUACUUUCUCGUGAUACCGAGUGAUGGAAGCUUUGAGUGCUUUGUAAUUUGGUGCACAAUAAUCCUCCUCUGCAAAAAAUUUAGGGUCUUUUA
Molecule: messenger RNA, 3932 nt
Organism: Sesamum indicum (sesame)
Lineage: Eukaryota; Viridiplantae; Streptophyta; Magnoliopsida; Lamiales; Pedaliaceae
Source: RefSeq, a predicted model, not a curated record